GAAAACUGAGAUAAGUGGCAACAAUCUGGAAGGAGAGGAAAGCCAAUAGAGGAAGAGCAGGUGAAAAAUACAAAGGUAGAGGGGAAAAAAGCAAAGACAAUGUUGGGACUACAGACAAUUUUAGUAGCCCUGCUGGCAUGCCUCUUAAUUCUGCACUUUCUGAAGCAGCUGUCGUCACGGAGGACCUACCCUCCUGGACCUCUCCGGCUGCCCAUCAUUGGAAGCAUUUGGCGGUUAGGCUUCAAGCCUUCCAAAGAUGUUCUCAUUGAGAUGGCAAAACAGCAUGGAAACGUUUACACUGCAUGGCUGGGACCUAAACCUGUCAUUGUACUGUCUGGAUUUGAGGCAGUGAAAGAAGGGCUGAUAAACCAUUCCAAAGACUUUGUGGACCGGCCAUUGACUCCUUUCCUGAAAGCUGUAGGAGAAGAACGGAGUAUUACAUUGUCAAAUGGCCACACCUGGAAGCAACAGAGGAAGUUUGGCAUAGUUGCCAUGCGGAAGCUGGGACUGGGGAAGAAAGGCCUGGAGCACCAAAUAGAAGAAGAGGCCCGGCAGCUUACUGAGACUUUUGCAUCUACAAAGGGGCAGCCGUUUGACCCUUCAGCACCCAUCACUAAUUCUGUCUCCAAUGUGAUCUCUGUUGUGGCUUUUGGACACCGGUUUUCUGUGGAAGAUAAAGAAUUUCUCAAGUUGAUAGAAGCCAUUGAAUAUGUGUCUAGAUUUAUGCAUACCAUCUUUUAUGCUCUAUAUGAACUUUUGCCAUGGCUCAUGGUUCAUCUCCCGGGGCCCCACAAGAAGGCACUUGAAUAUAUAAAGGGUGCACAAUUAUUUGCAAAGAAGGAAGUGGAAAAACAUAAGGAACAUCAGGCAGUGCUUGAGCCACAAGAUUUCAUUGAUUUCUAUCUAUUUCAAAUGAAGAAAAACAAGAAUGACCCUAAAUCAACAUACAAUGAAGACAAUCUGAAUCAAUGUAUUAUUGACCUUUUCAUCGCAGGAACAGAAACAAUAUCUUUGACAUUGCAAUGGGCAUUGCUCCUCAUGGCAAACCACCCAGACAUCCAAGAGAAAGUCCAUGAGGAGAUGGAAGAGGUUUUGGGUUCUUCUCAAUCAUUCACAUAUCAAGAUCGGAAGAAAUUGCCCUACACCAAUGCUGUGAUUUGUGAGAUCCAGCGUUCCCAAUAUAUCUUAUUUUUUGGGGUCCCCAGAAAAACUACAAAGGAUGUGAAUAUGCUGGGUUUUGUCAUUCCAAAGGAGACCAUGAUUUGCCCAGAUCUUCGCUCUGUUCUUCUUGAUCCUACACAAUGGGAGACACCUGAAGCAUUCAACCCAAAUCAUUUUUUGGACAAGGAUGGAAAUUUUGUGGAAAGAGAAGCAUUUCUUCCGUUCAGUGCAGGGGCUCGUAUGUGCCUGGGACAACAGGUGGCAAAGCUUGAGCUCUUCAUCUUCUUCAUCAGCCUGCUGAGGUCAUUCACUUUCCAGCUGCCAGAAGGAGUAAAGCAGCUCAGUGAAGAACCUAUACUUGGGGCAACAUUGCCCCCCCAACCUUAUAAGAUCUGUGCUGUUCCCCACUGCAGCGCAUCAUAAGCUAUACAAAUUGGAGUGUCCACUUGUUACUGUCAAUUUCUUCUUCAUUCCUUUCACAUCCUCCUAACCCUGCACUGACGUGCUCAGUUCAUUAUUUUCUUGAUUCCUCUGUCAGAGUUUGACUGACGCCUCCUUCAGAUGGAAUUCUGGCAGAUCUGCGAUGUGCCUGGUUGCUAAAUGUGUACUAUUGCCUGAUUAAUGAUCUUAUUUGUAGUCUGAAAUCUUCAAAUAAAUACUCGAUAUGGAAUUCUGGUAAUAUAUAAAACCUGAAAUUUCUCAUUUUUUUCAUAUGCUUUUCAAAGAAGUGACAGGUUGCAUAGAGGAAAGAGAUGUAUCAGAACUGAGUUAAAGAACAAAUUUAUGCAUACAGAAUAUUUACACACAAGCCUUACAUCUACUGCGGUCCUUACAAAUGCUGAUUUUUAAAAUUGUUAAUUGAUAAGGGGAUUACAGGGGAGGCAUUUGUAUUGUGUAUGAGCACUCGGAAGAAUGGUUGUUGUGGGUUUUCCGGGCUGUAUUGCCGUGGUCUUGGCAGAUACAAAGGACCUACAUCUGUUCCACACUGUGACACUGAGAGAUCUCUGUCUUUUGGUGCUACACCUCUGAAGAUGCCAGCCACAGCUGCUGGCGAAACGUCAGGAACUACAAUGCCAAGACCACGGCAAUACAGCCCGGAAAACCCACAACAACCAUCGUAUGCCAAGACCACGGCAAUACAGCCCGGAAAACCCACAACAACCAUCGUUCUCCGGCCGUGAAAGCCUUCGACAAUACACUCGGAAUAAUGUUGGUCCUGCGUUCACAUUAGAGAGCAAAUGAAGGAAAGAAACAUUUAAACCUCAUGUAUGAAGAAAGCCCUAGAAGAGUGUGUAUUGAAGCAUCAAAAAUGGAAUUUGAAACAAUAGUUUAACUGUACACUCUGAUGCUGUGAAAGGCAUAGCAACUGAAGGGGGUUGCACUGAAAAUGGGAGUUAAAAUGUACUCAAUCCCCUCAGUCUAAAGGGCUUUAUGUUUUCUUUCCAUGCCUUAGAUAAUAACUGUAAAACUCAGACCAUGUGUAAUAAACUCAUAACAUUGACUUAGCUUUUAUUAAACAGAAAUCAGGAAUAUGGCUGCCGAAAGUUCAUACUCUGGAAAUCUAGUUGAUCUCUAAAGUGCUACUGGACCCAAAUCUUGCUUUUCUUUACAGACCGACAUGGCUUCCCACAAUUCUAAUAAUGUUAAUGUAAAACUGCCCACAUCCUUCAAUCUUUCCAUAAAUCAAGAAGCAGAAUGAAAUCCAAUAAGAUGUUCAAUUAACGUCUUAUGAAUUUGUUGCCUGAGGUGACCCUUCAAAUAUUGGGGACCUCUGAAAAGGGCCGUUUCCAGACGGCUUACCUGCCUCCGGAAUGUUGC
This is a messenger RNA of Eublepharis macularius, 2979 nucleotides long. RefSeq names its product cytochrome P450 2J2-like. NCBI's taxonomy places the organism in Eukaryota, Metazoa, Chordata, Lepidosauria, Squamata, Eublepharidae. Bases 100 to 1584 code for a protein of 494 amino acids. Gene Ontology annotation, biological process: xenobiotic metabolic process; arachidonate metabolic process. Gene Ontology annotation, cellular component: cytoplasm; intracellular membrane-bounded organelle. The transcript has 9 exons. The record is from RefSeq and is a predicted model, not a curated record. Gene Ontology annotation, molecular function: iron ion binding; heme binding; oxidoreductase activity, acting on paired donors, with incorporation or reduction of molecular oxygen, reduced flavin or flavoprotein as one donor, and incorporation of one atom of oxygen.